AUGGAGGAAGCUCAGGAGCCUCAAACUCAACCUCUGGGUGAAGGAGAUCAAAAUGAAAUAAUUACUGAAAGUUCUGCAUUUGUUAAAGGGGAACCUCCACAAGAAGUGAGUAAUCCGCCUAAAGUUGACUCAGAGGUUGAAAUCCUCCACGAGAAUGUUACAAAACAAAUAAUUAAGGAAGGUCAUGGUCAGAAGCCUACCAAAUAUUCAACAUGCUUUUUUCAUUACAGGGCAUGGACUGAAAGCACACAGCACAAGUUUGAAGACACAUGGGAUGAGCAACGACCCACUGAAAUGAUAUUAGGGAAAGAGAAGAAAGAGAUGACUGGCUUGGCUAUUGGUGUGGCCAGCAUGAAAGCUGGUGAGCGUGCCUUACUGCGUGUGGGCUGGGAAUUAGGAUAUGGAAAGGAAGGCAACUUCUCUUUUCCAAAUGUUCCACCUAUGGCAGAUUUAAUUUAUGAAGUUGAGCUCAUAGGCUUUGAUGAAACAAAAGAAGGGAAACCUCGCAGUGAUAUGACUGUUGAGGAGAGGAUUGGUGUGGCAGAUCGUAGAAAGAUGGAUGGAAAUGCUUUGUUUAAAGAGGAGAAAUUGGAGGAGGCUAUGCAACAGUAUGAAAUGGCCAUAGCAUAUAUGGGAGAUGACUUCAUGUUCCAGUUGUUUGGGAAGUAUAGGGAUAUGGCUUUGGCUGUAAAGAAUCCUUGCCACCUUAACAUGGCUGCAUGUUUGAUUAAGCUGAACCGUUAUGACGAAGCCAUAGGACAAUGUAGCCUUGUGUUGAGUGAGGAUGAAAACAAUGUGAAAGCAUUAUUUAGACGAGGUAAGGCUAGGGCAGCACUAGGCCAAACAGAUGCUGCCAGGGAGGAUUUUCUGAAAGCAAAGAAAUAUGCCCCAGAGGAUAAAGCAAUAGCAAAAGAAUUGCGAUUGCUUGCGGAACAAGACAAGGCUCUUUAUCAAAAGCAAAAAGAGAUAUAUAAAGGAAUGUUUGGACCAAGGCCUGAAACAAGACCCAGGCAAAAGAAUCUUCUGAUUCUUAUUUGGCAGUUGUUGCUGGCAGUAUUUCAUCGCCUCAUUAUGUUCUUCAAGCGUGAAAGGCAAAAAUCUGACUAAUCAAAGCUGUUGUUGAAUAAACUGAAUAAUGGUGGUUGACAAUGGCCUUAGUUGAUUCUAUAGGGUCCGUGCCUUGUGCAAGUGCUAAAAUAUUCAGGAGUUAAAAGGAUCAAAUCUUCUGGUUAGGACAAUCAUGUUUGUUUUAGAGUACUUUUCAAAACACAAUUUGUAAGUCAUGAGCGUUGGGUGAGAAUGUAUGAGCAUGAAUCCAAUCAAACUGCUGUUUGAAGUUUGUCUCUUAUUUAUCAUACUUUUGUCACACUGCGCAUCUAGUUUUGUUUCAUACUUCACUCUUCUGGCCACCUUUUUACCAUAAA
Molecule: messenger RNA, 1424 nt
Organism: Neltuma alba
Lineage: Eukaryota; Viridiplantae; Streptophyta; Magnoliopsida; Fabales; Fabaceae
Product: peptidyl-prolyl cis-trans isomerase FKBP42
Exons: 7
Coding region: 1-1107 (368 amino acids)
Molecular function (GO): protein binding; peptidyl-prolyl cis-trans isomerase activity
Source: RefSeq, a predicted model, not a curated record